CAAACGCCAAAAUGAAAAACUUGCGUCUCUUCUCAGUGUUCGUUGUUUUAGCAGCUUUAUUGUUGGUUAAUCUUGCAUUGGCCCAACAACAAUCUGGGGGACCACCUGGCGGUUCUGGUGGUGGACAAGGUGGAUUCAGCGGAGGUUUUAGUGGAGGAGCAUCUGGGGGAGCAUCCGGAGGUGGUCCUAGUGGAACUGGAGGAUUUGGUGGAAAUGCUCAAGGAAAUUUCGGUGCGGGAGGACAGGGGGGUGUUCCUGGACAGGGUUAAAUGCUUGAAUGGUUUAUUUGUUUGAAUGGGAGUGGUGAAUAUUAUUAAAAUAUCAACUAAACAUGUUUUUUUUAUUUUUGUUAUGCUUCGAUCGAUUUGAUAAGGUUUGAAAUAUUUUUUUUAACGGGAGACUAUU
Molecule: messenger RNA, 405 nt
Organism: Zophobas morio
Lineage: Eukaryota; Metazoa; Arthropoda; Insecta; Coleoptera; Tenebrionidae
Exons: 2
Coding region: 12-269 (85 amino acids)
Source: RefSeq, a predicted model, not a curated record